Macrosiphum euphorbiae (potato aphid) is the source of this 483-nucleotide messenger RNA. The record is from the annotation of a GenBank genome assembly. NCBI's taxonomy places the organism in Eukaryota, Metazoa, Arthropoda, Insecta, Hemiptera, Aphididae.
AUGGGCGGAGUUGAUCAUUUUGAUCAACUACUAGAAUGCUACAAUAUAACUUGGAAGUCUCGAAGAUGGUGGAUGAAGCUCUUUUAUUAUUUUUGUGAUGCCACUAUUGUUAAUUCAUAUAUAAUGUAUACUACAACUGUUAAACUAACCUCAAACAGAGAGAAACCUUUGACUCAUUUAAUGUAUCGUUCUUUAUUAGCUGAUGAGUUAAUUGGGCAAUUUUGUAACAGAAAAGCUUUUUUACCUAAAAAAGUUAUCCCUUCAACUAAAAGAAAGCCCACAGAUGUUGGAAGGGGCCGUAUUAUAUUAGCAGGAAAUAAAAGCAGACUCCAAAAUGUGGGUAAUCACAUGCCUAUUGCUGGAAAAUAUAACCGCUGUAGGCUUUGUAGUACUAAAAAAAAUGUCAAAAGAUCAAAAAUCCACUGCCAGGAAUGUGAGGUUGCUCUUUGCUUGGAUUGUUUUUUGCCUUUUCAUUCACAAUAA